GACUAUACGAAUCGCUUGCGUAGUCGAUCGUGUGCUGGUGACAGUCUGCCAUAGGUACAGGGAAGAUGUUGGGAAUGGCAAGUAAAGGACUCUGUAUUUAUAAAUGUUUACAGAACACCAAACUUCAACAGACAUCUGCAUUUAUAAAUAUCCAAUACAGAGUUAUCAGGGUGCUAUCAGGAAGUUGUCAGCUAUACAAUAAUUCCAACAGUUUUAAGCAUGCAUUUUCCUGGCCCCCCUCUCUGAUGCGAAGUCAGCCAGGACACCCAGGAACAUGCUGGAGGACUGGGGUAUCAGUGAAGUUUAUUAACCCACGGCCUGAUAAAACGUGGAUCCAGAGUAUUCACUGCACAUGUACAAGAAACAUAGAAAAUACAGCAAAUGCAAGCUUGAUAGAUGAAGCUACUUAUGAAGGACUUGCAGAGGAAACCCUUGAUGCAUUAGCAGAAUACUUUGAAGAUCUCACAGAGCAGCCUUUUACUUCUGCAGAGUAUGAUGUUACAUUUGUGAGUGGGGUACUUACAAUAAAAAUCGGAGGAGACCAUGGAAUAUAUGUGCUAAACAAGCAGACACCGAAUAAACAAAUAUGGCUGUCCUCUCCAACCAGCGGGCCGAAACGUUAUGACUGGACGGGCAGGAACUGGGUGUAUUCACAUGAUGGAAAGAGUUUACAUGACCUUCUUACAAAAGAAUUCUCUGUGAUUUUUAAUACCAAGAUAGACUUGUCUAGUUUGAUGCAUUCUGGACUGGAAAACACCAAUUGAAACUUCAACAACAAACAAAGUGUAAGUCAUGGCACUUCUACAGUUAAACACGUAUCUGUAAUAAUGUGAAGCUUGAUACAAGUUUACCUAAUAGAAUUGUGCUGCUGAUGCCAUGAACACUUCUAAAGGAAUUUGAAAGAUUAUGUAUAUAUCUCUUUUCAUUAUUAGUUUAUUAUGUUUGUUGGUUUGUGGUCAGAUAAUGUUCUUGUUCUUUUCUUGUUAUCCAUUUAGCAUUUUUAAACGAUAUUGUAUCCCUAGUUCUGUUAAUCAUUGUACAUACUAAUAUUUUCAAAUAAUAACUUUAUUGCAUAAUAAAUUAUGCAAUAAACAGGAUACUAGUUGAUUUCCUUUAUGCAAAAAAUCAUUUCAUUUAAGCCUCUUACCAUUUAAUUAAAACUGGCCCAAUUUACUGGACCUUUUACAGUAUGUGCUAUAAAUUAAACGUCCACACUGACACAUAAAGGGAAGAUUGAGGAUUUAAUAAAUCAAUCAGGGUUGAGGUUAACUUUGUAAAUCCUUAAUCCAUGUUUUAAGUGA
Acipenser ruthenus (sterlet) is the source of this 1301-nucleotide messenger RNA. Its product is annotated as frataxin, mitochondrial-like. Bases 66 to 764 code for a protein of 232 amino acids. Lineage: Eukaryota; Metazoa; Chordata; Actinopteri; Acipenseriformes; Acipenseridae. Gene Ontology annotation, biological process: iron incorporation into metallo-sulfur cluster; intracellular iron ion homeostasis. Gene Ontology annotation, cellular component: mitochondrion. The record is from RefSeq and is a predicted model, not a curated record. Gene Ontology annotation, molecular function: ferroxidase activity; iron chaperone activity; 2 iron, 2 sulfur cluster binding. The transcript is spliced from 6 exons.